AUGCUGGUUGUCUUUCUGCUCGUCGUUUGUCUCGGUGAGACCGAGUCCGCUGUGGACUCGUACGUGGCUGCCGUGUACGAGCACAGAGUCAUCCUGAACCCGAACCCUCGCGUCCCGGUGUCCCGUCACGAAGCCCUGAUCCACAUGCAGAAGAACCUGGAUAUCUACGAACAGCAGGCUGCUAAAGCGGCACAGCAGAAAGCCAAGAUACUUGUGUUUCCAGAAGAUGGUAUUCACGGUUUUAACUUCACCCGUUCAUCCAUUUCCGGAUACAUGGAAACCAUUCCUGACCCUCAGGAGGAGAGCUGGAACCCCUGCACCGAGCCUGACAAACACAACAACACUGAGGUUCUCCAGCGACUGAGCUGCAUGGCCCGUCGCAACAACCUCUACCUGGUGGCAAACAUGCCUGAUCUGCAACCCUGUCCCUUGAAGACAGCCCCGUCCACAUGCCCCCCUGAUGGACGCUGGCAGUUUAACACCAAUGUGGCUUUCAAUUCUGAUGGUCUCCUGGUGGCACGUUACCAUAAAYAKAACCUCUUYYAYGAAGAAUCCUUUGACACGCCUCCAAAGCUUGAACUUGUCACAUUUGAUACACCCUUUGCUGGGAAGUUUGGUCUCAUCAUCUGCUUUGACAUCCUAUUCCACGAUCCYRCAGUAGYCCUGGUGAAAAUGGGUGUGCGUCAGCUGGUUUUCCCCACAGCGUGGAUAAAUUCUCUUCCCUUGUUGGAUUCAAUCCAGUUUCACAGGGCCUUCAGUCUGGGGGCCAAUGUUACAGUUCUGUCUUCAAACCUUCGUAAYGACSAGCWYAKKAUGACAGGAAGUGGUAUCUACACCCCAUUUUCUGCUACCUUCCACCACGCCGUGAAGGGAGACCCAGAGGAGGGUYGGCUGCUUGUGGCCACAGUCCCAGUCUUGGGUCCAGUUGGGGUGAACGAUGUGGCUGAAUCAUUGUCACCUGUGGCUGCAGAGACUGAUCACUGCCACACAGAUGGCUGUGCUGAUCCUCCUUCACCUGGUUCAUCCUUCACUGGAACCAUGGCGCAUGACCUAUAUAAGUUUGUCCUUUUAAAUGAGACGCAGGGCAACCUCAGAGUGUGUGACAGUACAUUCUGCUGCCACCUCCAGUACAAGUGGACAACACAUGACAAAAGCAAGGAAUUAUAUGCAUUGGGAGCAUUUGCAGGAAUGCACAACGGAAGUAUACGUUAUGCCGUGCAGGUAGGCAUGGUGGUAUAUCAAAAAAUUAGAGUAUCACUCCAAUCUUAUAUGGGUUCAUUGCACUCAUAG
Messenger RNA from Poecilia reticulata (guppy), 1290 nucleotides. Its product is annotated as biotinidase-like. Gene Ontology annotation, molecular function: hydrolase activity, acting on carbon-nitrogen (but not peptide) bonds, in linear amides. Lineage: Eukaryota; Metazoa; Chordata; Actinopteri; Cyprinodontiformes; Poeciliidae. The record is from RefSeq and is a predicted model, not a curated record.